AUGGGCCCACCAAUGAAAAGGACCGAGCGUGUACUAUCAGACGCCGCUGAUAAAGUGGCCAAGGCUGAGGAAGCAGCACGUCAGUAUGAAGCUCAAUUGGCUGAAGCAGCAGCCAAGAAACGUCAUUUGGAAGAAGAGAAUGAAAAAUUACGUGCUUCAAUUUUAAACAUGGCAUUACAAAACGCCAGUGUUGAUUUACGUCGUGAACACGUACAGCUACGUCAGACACUUGAUUCGUACCAGACUAAAAUUGACCAAAUGCGUGAAAUCUCUUUGCUUUCAGCGAAAGUGGUCGACAGUCGUAUCAAGACGAAACAGGGGCGACAGUAUGUUGAGUACAAGCUGUUAAUUGAGACAGACAUUCGAGGCACGUUGGUAUUAUGGCAUCGAUACAGCACAUUCUUAAAUUUGGCGGCUACACUAAAGGCUAAAAAUCCCAGCAGCGAUCACGAUAUUCCAGAGUUACAGACCCAAAGUCUUACGGGAUUUUUCUCAGAUCAGCUCAUUAUCGAUCGCAUUGUCAAGCUGAAUGAGUUUCUGGAUGUCGUGACGAAAGCGGAAGAAUUUCAAUGGGGUAUUCGGAUAGAUAAAGACACGUGCGUAUACAAACGAAAGAGCAAACGUAUUGACAGAGCAUACAGUGUCGAUUCCAGGGAGAGUAUCUCAACACUCACGCCCAGUAUGCGCGACAGCAUGUUUAUGCCAACGAGUUCGCGAGCAUCCACUAUCUCUAUGGACUCGUAUUAA
Messenger RNA from Plasmopara halstedii, 747 nucleotides. RefSeq names its product myosin-like protein. NCBI's taxonomy places the organism in Eukaryota, Oomycota, Peronosporomycetes, Peronosporales, Peronosporaceae. Gene Ontology annotation, molecular function: phosphatidylinositol binding. The record is from RefSeq and is a predicted model, not a curated record. The transcript has 3 exons. Bases 1 to 747 code for a protein of 248 amino acids.